Arxiozyma heterogenica is the source of this 1335-nucleotide messenger RNA. RefSeq names its product Zn(2+) transporter ZRC1 (gene ZRC1). Gene Ontology annotation, biological process: zinc ion transmembrane transport; intracellular zinc ion homeostasis. Bases 1 to 1335 code for a protein of 444 amino acids. Gene Ontology annotation, cellular component: fungal-type vacuole membrane. The record is from RefSeq and is a predicted model, not a curated record. The transcript has a single exon. NCBI's taxonomy places the organism in Eukaryota, Fungi, Ascomycota, Saccharomycetes, Saccharomycetales, Saccharomycetaceae. Gene Ontology annotation, molecular function: zinc ion transmembrane transporter activity.
AUGUCAGGAGGGAAACAAAUACGUAUUACAGCACUUUUGGUGCUAGACACAAUUUUUUUCUUACUAGAAAUUAUCAUUGGUUAUAUGUCCCAUUCUCUAGCUCUAAUUGCCGAUUCAUUCCAUAUGUUAAAUGAUAUAUUCUCCUUAUUGGUGGCCCUAUGGGCCGUCAAAGUGGCUAAGGAGAGAGAUCCUGAUGCUAAAUAUACUUAUGGAUGGAAACGUGCAGAGAUUCUUGGUGCUUUAGUCAAUGCUGUGUUUUUAAUCGCAUUAUGUUUUUCUAUCUUCAUUGAAGCAUUACAAAGACUGAUUCAACCAGAGGAGAUUACUAAUCCUAAGUUGGUCAUGUAUAUCGGUAUCACGGGGUUAUUAUCAAAUUGUAUUGGCUUACUCUUGUUUAGUGAGCACGACCACGGCCACAGUCAUGGUCACAGUCAUGGCCAUUUCGAUUUUCCUAGCGAAAACCAAUUAACAUCCCAUUCACAUUAUCACCCUUCAGAAGAUUUAGAAUCUACUGCCGUCGACGAUAGUGGCGAUGAACACUCACACUCCCAUUCCAUAAAUAGUAGUGUGGACACAUUCGCUGUCACUGAUAGAACUCUUCAAAUGUUGUCGUCCGAACACACACCCCUACGGUCAAGAAAUCAUCCCACCGCCACUAAACAAAAGAAACAACGAUCAUUAAAUAUGCAUGGGGUCUUUUUACAUGUCCUUGGUGAUGCCUUAGGCAACAUUGGUGUUAUCGUCGCUGCUUUGUUCAUCUGGAAAACAGAUUAUUCCUGGAGAUUUUACAGUGAUCCAGUCGUCUCUUUGCUCAUUACUGGUAUCAUCUUUGCCUCUGCUUUACCGUUGGCCCAUAAAGCUUCACAUAUCCUGUUACAAGCCACACCAAAGAGUAUCUCUGCAGAGAUUAUUCGUCAAAGAAUUGAACAAAUCCCAGGUGUGGUGGAGGUCCAUGAUUUCCAUAUUUGGAAUUUGACGGAAUCUAUCACUAUUGCAUCUAUUCAUGUUAAAUUGGAUUUACCAGCAGAAAAUUACAUUGAGACUGCCAAAUUAAUAAGAAAUUUGUUUCAUGAAUACGGUAUCCAUUCAGCUACCGUACAACCGGAAUUUGUCUCUGGCAACGUUAAUGAGACCACAAGAAGAAGAUUUUCCAUCAUUGCAGGUGAUGUAAGUGGAUCUGGCAUAUCCUUAGUUUCUGGAGACAGCACUACAAAAAUGAACAACAGUCACCAAAAGUCUUCUGUUAAGGACAGCACCUAUGGGUCCACUUCUGCAGGUCGCUGUGUUAUUGAUAAUGCUGUGAAUUGUAGUCAAGAAAAUUGUAUGAACGAGUGA